Messenger RNA from Branchiostoma belcheri (Belcher's lancelet), 3488 nucleotides. RefSeq names its product micronuclear linker histone polyprotein-like. The transcript has 2 exons. The record is from RefSeq and is a predicted model, not a curated record. Bases 542 to 3037 code for a protein of 831 amino acids. Lineage: Eukaryota; Metazoa; Chordata; Leptocardii; Amphioxiformes; Branchiostomatidae.
GACUUGCGCCCCUGUGGCAGGCUAGGCUGUUGCCAUGCAGGCCGCAACGGUGUUUUCGCAACCCUCCCAAAGCCCGUUCCCUAGCUACACCAACCCUUACCUAACGGCAGGAUGAAAAAUCGGCAACUAAUUUCCCGACCGACAACAGUCGUCCACCCCCCAAGGCGAUAGCAACCAACAGUCCAGUCAGACGACACGAUCCUGAGGAAAAUCAGACGACUUUUUUUUUACCUCAGAGGACAGGCAGACGAUAACGGGCCAAGCAAGGAGACAAACAUUGAAGCAAAGAUACCACAGUGAGAAACAACUGAGAGACCAACUUCCAUUCUGUGCUCAGCUGUUUCUGUCAAGGUCAAAUCCAAACCUCAAGGACAUUCAGUACAUAGUUUCGUGAGACCGUGAAGAAAUGUGACUAUGGAGGGUAAACGGACAUACAGCGACACGAAGUGAGUGAGCAAAUCGAAUCAGGCGACACUCUAGGUCAAGAUGGCGGACAGGGAAAAUUGAACACUUGAACACCUCACUUCACUGAACGGAAACAAUGCUGAACCAGCGCGCUAACUCACAACAGCCGCGCAAACCAGACGAAGAGGCCUGGAAAAAAUUCAAAAAGGAGAGAGACUUGGCCUUGAAACGAGAGGAAGCGGCCAAAAACUUGAGCCACCUCAUCGCCUAUCAAAAGGACAAGAGAGUACGGGAACUCAAAGACAGACAGAAACAAAAAGACGCCGAGAAUUUGACUCUCGGGAAGUCGGUAAAAAGACUUAAAGGCGACUUAAAGGACACCGUUAAAGGAAGAAGUAAACUUGAGCAGAAACUAAGACAAGAGCUUAAAGCCCUAAGAGAGCAGAAUAAGAAACUGCAAAAGGAGUUGGUAGUCUUGAAAGAAGCGGAACCCGCAAAAUCAAGGAAAACCAAAAAGCAAAAGGGAGAAAGGGUAGAAGACAACGCAAUAUUUUACAGUUAUGCAACAGAAGAUGACGAACUAGACUUUGAAACCGAAGACGAAUCGAAGGUUCCAAACUUGAAGCUGGACAGUAAACUACGGAAGUUAGAACAAAGAAGGAAAGUAGACAGAAGGGCACCAAAGGAUACGAGCAAGAACGCGUCGACAAAGCAAACGAGAGAAAAUAAGAAAGACAGAAAACAGUCAAAGGAUGAUGCGAAAAGACCAACGUCGUCAAAGAAAAGGGCCAGAAAACACAGCGCAAAAACUCAAAAAGACGCGACGCGUAGAGAAGAAGCUGUCAAGAAACAAGACAGAGAGAAACAAAACAGACCAAGGAGUCGGGAAGAACACGAGAAAAGGAGAGCAGCAAAGAAAAAUAAACCCAAACGCACAACAAGACAUCAAGACGACGGGUUCGAUUCUUAUUCGGAUGACGAUUUCGAGGACUACGACGAAAACGAAGGUUCCAAUCGUCAAAAUGUAGGUGAGAAAAAGUCUCGCCGACACGUGAACAAUACACGUGAUAAGGGUCAGGCAGGGGCCGCGUCGGAAAAAACAAAGGAGGAAGAAAGAAAAGAAGAAAGAAAAGAAGAAAGAAAAGAAGAAAGAAAAGGAGCUUUCAGGGGAAAGAAUGAUGGGACAGGUGGCGACAGGGCCACCAAAGGGGGCGAGGGAAAGAUCAGGGGUCAAGAAGACGACUUGUCAAACCGCCAUACUCGCAGAACUAAAAGAGAGACUGAUGGAGAGUUGAUAGUGGAUAAUGGGGAAACGAGCGACGGUGGAGCAAACAAUGAUGGAGACCACCGAGUGGGUAGAAGAAAGGAGGCGGGGAAAACUAGGCUACGAGAGGGGAAGGGGAGGGAAGCUCUGGUAACUUCAGACUCGGACCUUGAAGACAGUGAAGAGAACAGCCGGAGAAAAAGACAAGAUAGGGGGAAAAGCGACAAAAUGAAAAAUACGGAUAACACUGUGGAAGAGGGUACUGAGGAUCACAGAAGACAAAAGGGUUACGAAAAGGGCCGUGGCAACAAAAAUGGCUCUGGUUCUAAACAAUUGAGUCAGUCUGAAAAACAUAAAAGAGGCCAACUUGCGAUGGAUAGCAGUUCAGAUACUGAUACAGACCAUCACAGAGAAAAGCGCGGGAAAACCAAAACGCAUAACCGCGCGGACAAUGACCACGGCCUGCCACAGAUAACGCUGACAGACGACAAGAACACGGUUAGUCUGAUAUCCAAACAGAGCACGACGAAGGCGCCAACGCUUGAUUUCAGAAGCGAACUUCAGGAAAGUGGGGACGAGAGAGGGGACAGAAAGAGACUCGGGAACAAGUACAAAUCAUGUGAUGAUCACGUGACGAACUCAAGUGACGUCAAGGGAGGUGAUGGAGACCACCAUACCUUUUAUGGUAAAUCGCAUGAACCUGAAAGUAGCGCCUAUGGCCCAACAUUUUCUCAAAGUCAUCGAAGGCAAACAGAGCACUUUGCUAAAGACAAUGGCGGUUCACACUCAGACAUGAAAACAGAGCUUUCCUACAAAAAGAGGUUAACCAACAAGUCUGAGUGGGAAAAGUUCCUGUCAGAAAACGCUGACCAUGUCAGCGGCGUCAAGGGCAUGUCUGACGGCAAAAAUCGUCCUGGAGUCGCCAUGGCAACGCACGGCCACUCGUUCCCGGGGUCCUACCCGCCAAACAUCACAAACGGAUCCCCCGGUCACGGUCACCAUUUUGGUCACUCUUUUGGUCACAAGAAGGCUCACUACAACGGCAUUAGCGUACCCGGUAACAAAUCAGUCUUCCCUACGGCAAGGAGAAAGAAAAUCUCCGAGGACGAGAUUUCAGACGACACGGAGGAGAGCUCUGACGUCAUGGACUCGUUCCUAGGUUCGCCAGUGGACGUGAACGCUAAGAUCAGACAGUACAGAGAACGCGCUGAGAAGAUUGACGUUCAACUCAGACGGAAUCAGCGAGUCGGCAUGUUUGCCGUACAGCCUGCUGGGAAGACUGUCAAAGAACGCAGCAGGGUGUACCCCACGACUAGGAUCCUGUUCAGAACUUAUCGUAACCCGGGGCAACCAAGGGCAACCUUAUAAGGACAUAUAGAAAUGACGUCAUUGAGUAGCAUUUGUAAUCCUGCAAUUCCUAAAAUUUGGUUAAUUUUGCAAUAAAAGCAAUGAGACAACCAUAUCUUGUUUAAUGAUAAAAUUGUUAAGACAUGCGUAUGGAAUUGAAUAUAUAUAACUAUUUUUGAUACACAGGUUUAGAAUUGAGAAUCACAAGUGUUGCUUCUAUUGCUUUUAUAUAGAUAACGUUACCUCUUUCCAUCGUUUGAUCAUUUCCUUAUUUAUAUUUAUUUGUGAUCUUUAUUAAACUUGUAUAUUCAAUUCAUGCUCACUGUACAAUUAGGCAAUUAGUCUAUCAAAACAAGCAAACUGUUGAAAUACCAUCAAUUUUGCUUAAAAUGCAGCUGAUAUUUUACUUUCUAAAUUGUUAUAUUUUAACUUGUUUUACUGUGCAUGUGACGUUUUGUUUGAGCAUUUCUUC